CAUAACAUUGGACUUGUACAAUUAUAAAGUUUCUAUAAUAUGAAGUAGAUCUAACAUAUGUAUAGAUUGUUAACUUUCACACCAUCCACACAUACAAGAGGACUUGUGCAAUUCAUAUUUUAAAAACUCUCUUUAACUGGAAGUAGGAAAAUUGUACAAAUUCAGUUUCUAUAAAAAUGAACAUAUCAUUGUCACAGUCAUUGGCGACGGUAACAUUAGCUACCAUUUUCACACUUCUGGCAUCAGCAGGAUAUUUGUAUAGUAGACCAAGGAAUGCAGCUACCAAAACUAUACAAAUUGACGACGCUCGAGAAGAAGCGACAAAUAAAAUCAACGAGUUUCAGCUACAGUCAAAGAUUGCAAACUUCGUCAAGAAACAUGAACGUGAGCUGUUUUUAGCGCGGUCAGACAGGAAGACAGAGUGUGGUACUAUAGUCAGAGUGAGCAAGAUAGAUUGUAGCAUAUGUGUUCUCUUGGUUGAAGGUGUUAGUUAUAUGGUGAACAAAGGGUCGACACAGGACGAUGUCGUUAAGUUCUCCACCGAGGCAUGUAUAGACCUGAAGAUUGAGGAUGAAAAAGUGUGUCGUGCAUUCCUUGAAGAAUUUAAGGAGGAAAUAUUUACAGUGGUUUUGCGGUUGUCGUAUUCCCCGAGAGAAGUAUGCAGUCACGUGUUAGGAACUGACUGCGGAGAGCCUUAUAACCCGAACGCAAUGUGGAAUGUUACAUUUCCUGAUGUUCCCAAACCACCAGUAAUUCCGCCAUCAUUGCCAAAGCCGGAUUCCCCGAGAUUACGUAUUUUACAUCUGACAGAUUUUCACAUGGAUAAAGAUUAUAUGGAAGGAACAAACGCCGAGUGCGGAGAACCUUUGUGUUGUAGAAUACAAAAUGGACCACCAUCACCGGGGGUAACAGGCGCAGGUAAAUAUGGAGAUUUCAGGAAUUGUGACAGUGCUCCAGUUACAGUGGAGAGUUUGUUCAAACAUCUACAUUCUAUACAAGACCAGUUUGAUUACGUCAUAUUCACGGGAGAUAUUCCGCCACACAAUAUCUGGAAUCAGACGAGAUCUGACCAAACUUCCGCCAUUGACGUGUUCACAAAUUACAUGAAGACAUACCUUCCUAAGAAAAUCGUGUUUAACACCCUCGGUAAUCAUGAAAGUGCGCCUGUUGACAGUUUCCCUCCACCGUAUAUAACCGGAAAUCAAAGUGAAACAUGGUUGUACAACAACGUGGCGAAAAACUGGCUAAAUUGGUUACCAAAAGAUACGGAAACAACCAUUAAAAGGGCCGGUUAUUACUCGACGAAACCAUUUCCAGGUCUGCGAAUUAUUUCCCUUAAUAUGAACAUGUGCUGUAAUACAAAUUUGUGGUUAUAUAUCAACGCCACGGAUCCAGCUGGUAUGCUACAGUGGUUUAUAUCAGAACUUCAAGAAUCAGAGAACGCUGGUGAAAAAGUACAUGUUAUAGGACAUAUAUUCCCUGGUUGUUGGUGUUGCCUUAAACCAUGGAGUUGGAAUUAUUAUAAAAUUGUAAAUAGAUACGAAGGUACAAUAGCAGAGCAAUUCUUUGGACACACUCAUAACAUGAAAUUCCAAAUGUUUUAUGAUGGGGACACGUCGAAGCGCCCCCUGGGUAUAACCUACAUGCCCGGAAGUAUUACUACAUACUCUUACUUAAACCCCGGCUUCAGAAUCUACGAAAUCGACGGCAACUAUAAAGGCUCGUCUUGGAAAGUUCAAGACUUCACAAACUAUUUCUUAAAUGUCACCCGAGCAAAUACAUAUGGUGAAGUGGUCUGGGAGAAAGAGUAUUCGGCAAAAGAAGCAUACAAAAUGACAUCAUUAUUUCCGGGAGACUGGAAUGAUUUUCUGUAUAGGAUGAAAGCAGACGACAAUUUGUUCCAAACGUUUUGCAAGCAUUAUCACAAGUCGGCACCAAACAGCUGUAGCUCUUGUCAUGGGGAUUGUAAGACGAAUCUCCUAUGUGAAUUAAAAUCUGGACGUAAUAAUGAUCCGCACAUUUGUGAGGAUUUAUAAAAUUUGCAAAAUCAUAAUACAUGUACAUGUUAUCACAACAAUGCACCAGUCAGUUGUAACAGCGGCCUCCACAAUAAAGACAAGAGCAGCACUUGGAUAGGGACUGGGGAUAGGGGUGGAAAUGCGCAGUUUUUUUUACACAUUCCGCCUGUCUUCGCACUACGGCACCAAAGUCGGUCCUACUCGCACAUCCGGGGAUCUAAACUGGGAUUUUACUACUGACUACCCCCGCGAUGCAGGACCUUUAACAGGGAUAAGGAAAUCCCCGCAAUUCCCAGGCAAAGAGAGCCGUGGUCACAACUGAUUGCUGCAUACCUUAAAACAGUAUGCUAAUAUUUAUAAAGAACUAUCAGAAAACUGUAACUUUAUACAUGUCAUUAUUCGGAAUAAAAGAGAUUUUUUUGACAAAUGGCAUACUAGAAUUUGACGUUUAGUUGUCAUCCGUGUAAAAGACUCGGAUGGUGUCAGUCUCAACUUUUUGACCCAUCCUGUCAAAGUUAGGACAAGAACAAUGGGGCAUUCAGCGAGGUGUUUCGAUGGGGUGACAUCACAUUGAGUCUAGUACAUACAUGGAUCACUUA
Messenger RNA from Ruditapes philippinarum (Manila clam), 2617 nucleotides. RefSeq names its product sphingomyelin phosphodiesterase-like. Gene Ontology annotation, cellular component: lysosome. Gene Ontology annotation, biological process: ceramide biosynthetic process; sphingomyelin catabolic process. Gene Ontology annotation, molecular function: acid sphingomyelin phosphodiesterase activity. The transcript has 13 exons. NCBI's taxonomy places the organism in Eukaryota, Metazoa, Mollusca, Bivalvia, Venerida, Veneridae. Bases 177 to 2036 code for a protein of 619 amino acids. The record is from RefSeq and is a predicted model, not a curated record.